This is a messenger RNA of Xyrauchen texanus (razorback sucker), 1791 nucleotides long. RefSeq lists its product as uncharacterized. NCBI's taxonomy places the organism in Eukaryota, Metazoa, Chordata, Actinopteri, Cypriniformes, Catostomidae. The transcript is spliced from 3 exons. The coding region runs from base 1127 to 1492 and encodes 121 amino acids. The record is from RefSeq and is a predicted model, not a curated record.
GUAAAUUACAACCAUUUUAAACUGUAAAAUGUACAGGUUAUGUAAAGUGGUUUACAUUUAACUAUAUUUUUUACAUAAUUAUUCUGGCAACCACAGCUGCCAAAUUGUUUUCAUAAAAACAACAGGAUUUGUUUUACAGUGUGGAUUUCCCAUGCAAAAAAAAAAAUAUGUUGAAGGAAACUUGCCAAAUCCAAAAUCAAGGCAAAAUAUUUGAACAUAAUUAUAAUUUUUUUUCAAUCAAUGACACAUACUAUGUUCUUUACAAAGAGGAAGGGCAAGCUCCACCUCAAACACUGUGAAACAAAGGAUGCUAAUGUAAAAUCAAGGUACGUCAUGCACGUCCUUCCCAAACUAGAACACCUUUCCCUCUCUUCACCUCCACAUUCUCAACAUACCCACAUAUAAUAUUAAAUAUGCAUCCCACCAACAAACAAAGAGUUUAUGGUGUAAACUAAAUAACCCAUAUGCCUAUGAUAAUACACAAAAAUAUAUAGCACUAUGCCGCUAUUAAAAUGUCAAACUUUAUCAAAUUUUCAUGGUCUCUGUGUGCCAUCCAAGCUUUUUAAAUGGCAGUCAUACAGCUUUUUCUACAUUGCAAUUGUGGGAGGAGACGUGUGUCUGUCACCGCCCAUCAUUUUCCACUUGCUUAGAGGGAAGCCAUGUACACCAAAACAUAAACAAUCCUAUUGAUGUCAGGGAUGCUAGCAACAUUUACAUAUCUAAGUGGCAAUGCUCUGCUUUUUAAUUUAAAUUAGGCCAAGCAUCAAUUAGACUGUUGUCACUAUACUACACACAAAACACAUAUUUAAAGUGUACACAAAACUGCAAAAUAAACAUCCGUUACAUGCUUAAAUUAUUAACAAUUUUUAAAGCACUCUCUCCUCAUAUUUACCAAUAGACAGGCUACACUGAAACUCUGAUAAACCAGGUAAACAAGUUCUUUCUGAUGAGUACAUUUUUGUACUCCACCCAAGUUCAAGUAGCCAAUAGGCACACACGUCACUGACAUACAUUCCCAGAGCACUAGCCUUCAAAUAAAAACAGUCCCCUUCUGCCCAAAAACACUGACACAUUCACAUUCGCAUACACACACUUGCAAACACUAACAACUGAGGACUAUACAAACAUGUCUUUCCUUUCAGGCAUUUUGGGUAAUAAAGCAGCAAACUCAUUUGUUGAUCAGGCUGUGGAUAAAGCAGCUUCUGCGGCCAAAAGGAAGGUGAAGGAAACAAUUACUGGAAAGAAACAAGAUAAGCCAGAUAAGACAGGGGGCAUGGGAGGCCUUUUCCCAUCUGAGGAGGACAAGAAACCAAAGCAAAAGUCAGGAGGUGGAAUUUUUGGUGGCCUCCUUUCAGCAGAACCAGGAAAAGAGGGAAUGAGCAGUGGAGGAGUCAGCAGUGGAGGAGACAGUAUUGGAGGAGUCAGCAGUGGAGGAGACAGUUCUUUCAAUGAUGCACUGGAUGACCUUGCUACGGAGUUUGCGGAUAAAUGAUGAUCUAUCAAUUAGGAAAAUUGUUCUCCACUCAGUUCUCCAGCCAGAAUCCUCUACCUAACAUCAGCACAAUCUCAAAAAUGUUAGGGACUCAAACAACAUAAGAAAAUAUUAAUGUAAAUAGAUUUUGGACAGUUUUUAACAGGUGUCCAUUCACCAUCUUCAACGGGAUCACUACUAAAGAUUACUGGAAACUGUAUAUAUUACAUUGCUUAUGUUAAAAUAACUUACUGCAUAUUUGUUUUUAAUAUCAUGUGACAUUAAGAUAUGUUUAAUGAAUAAAAAAUUAUAAAAUUGUA